Messenger RNA from Paraphaeosphaeria sporulosa, 180 nucleotides. RefSeq lists its product as uncharacterized. The record is from RefSeq and is a predicted model, not a curated record. NCBI's taxonomy places the organism in Eukaryota, Fungi, Ascomycota, Dothideomycetes, Pleosporales, Didymosphaeriaceae. The transcript has a single exon. The annotation marks the transcript as partial.
CUCAGCCAACAACAAGAAGUAGAGCUUCUACAAUAUAUCAAACAGCUUACGGAACAUAUCCUUACUCCUAUACGGCAGAUGAUACAGAGCUUUGCCUCAUAUAUAGCCAAAAAGCAAGUCUCAAUCUCCUGGGUUGAUCGCUUUAGACAGCGGAACAAGGAAUCCUUAAUAUCUCAAUAG